Hippocampus comes (tiger tail seahorse) is the source of this 5952-nucleotide messenger RNA. It is a transcript of the gene foxo1a, whose product is annotated as forkhead box O1 a. The transcript is spliced from 3 exons. Gene Ontology annotation, biological process: regulation of transcription by RNA polymerase II. Gene Ontology annotation, molecular function: DNA-binding transcription factor activity, RNA polymerase II-specific; RNA polymerase II cis-regulatory region sequence-specific DNA binding. Gene Ontology annotation, cellular component: nucleus. The record is from RefSeq and is a predicted model, not a curated record. Lineage: Eukaryota; Metazoa; Chordata; Actinopteri; Syngnathiformes; Syngnathidae. Bases 636 to 2624 code for a protein of 662 amino acids.
GUUUUUUCCUAUCAAAUGCCUAAUAUGUACCUGAGCUCAAUUUAGGCUGGAAGGAAUACAGAUGUGACAAAAGGCUUUUGAAAAGUUUUUGACCAUAAAGGUUGCCAUUGAAAUAUGUAAACACGACAGGAAUUCAUUGUUGGGAACAACCUUUGGAUGCCCUUUCAUGUUUACGAGGCCAAAGAAUGAAAACAGGUUCUCUUUUCCUUUUUUGUUUUUGGGCCCUCCCCGUGAAAAGCCCUUGGAUGUCAUUGAUUGGCGCGCCGCGGCUGUCAAUCAAGGAUGGGCGUGGCCAUGUGCCAAACGCCACUUCCAGUAAAAGUGCUCACAUGCUGCACAGCGCGCAGAGUCAACUUGCCGCGACGAACAUUGACGCGCCAGGACGCUGCGCACUUUCACGCUCGUCUUUUUUUUUUUUUUAUGCCUCCACGCUCUUUGGACACUUUUUUUUCCGCCUUUUGAUUUCGUUCAACUGUCAUGGGAUGUAACUUCUAAAGUUAAGUGACUUUCUCCGGAGCUCCCGCGUUUCCCGGACGUUUAUCUCGCGUUUUUAUUUUGGUUGAAUUCUUUUUUAUUUUGCCACUGUCACCAUCAUCGAGGGGGUAAGACCCCAUCCCAUCACCCUUUCGACCACCAUGGCGGAAGCGGCCCAGCAGCAGCAACAGCCACACCUGGUGGACAUAGACCCGGACUUCGAGCCGCUGGCCAGACCCCGCUCGUGUACUUGGCCCUUGCCCCGGCCGGAGUUCGUCACCCCGGGCGACUCCAACACCUCGUCGCCGGUGCCGUCCAUCAAGCAGGAGCCCGCCGGCAACGAGUACAUCAGCAACCUCAGCCUACUGGAGGAGAACGAGGACCUGUGCGCCGACUUCCAGUGUCAGGAGACGUGCGUCCACCAACAUCCCACCCCCCGGCCGCAGCAUCAGCAUCACCCCAACCCCGCGCUCCAGCAGCAUCCCCAUCCGCAGCAGCCGCAGCAGCAGGUGCCCCUGCUCUCUUCCCCGGUGGCCACCUCGCCGUCGUCGGCCGCCGCAGCCGCCGCCGCCGCCGUCGCUGCCCAGAGGAAGAGCAGCUCGUCCCGGCGCAACGCCUGGGGGAAUAUGUCGUACGCGGACCUCAUCACCAAAGCCAUCGAGAGCUCCCCGGAGAACAGACUCACCCUGUCUCAGAUCUACGACUGGAUGGUGAAGAGUGUGCCUUAUUUCAAAGAUAAGGGCGAUAGCAACAGUUCUGCCGGGUGGAAGAACUCCAUCAGGCACAACCUGUCGCUGCACAGCCGCUUCAUCCGCGUCCAGAACGAGGGCACGGGCAAGAGCUCGUGGUGGAUGCUGAACCCCGAAGGCGGGAAGAGCGGCAAAUCGCCUCGGCGACGGGCUGCCUCCAUGGACAACAACAGCAAAUUCACCAAGAGCCGAGGACGGGCCGCCAAGAAGAAGCUGUCCCUUCAGAGCGGCCCGGACGGCGGCGCCGACAGCCCGGGCUCCUACAACAAGUGGCCCGGCAGCCCCAACUCGCACAGCAACGACGACUUUGACGCCUGGAGCAGCUUCAGGCCUCGCACCAGCUCCAACGCCAGCACGGUCAGCGGGCGCCUCUCGCCCUUCAUGCCCGAGGACGACCUGGGUGAGGCGGAGGCGCACCUGGGCUACCCCGGCGCGCCGGGGACCAAGAUGACCGCCACGCUGCCCAGCCUCAGCGAGAUGACGGGCUCUUUGGGACACGGCUCCGAGAACGUCAUGGAGAACCUCCUGGACAAUCUGAACUUGCUCUCGCCGAACAACUCUCAGGUUGGCGGAGGGGCGGCCACCCCCGGGUCCUCCCAGUCCUCCCCGUCUCCGAUGAUGCAGUCCAGCCCCGGGUACCCCCCUUACAGCUCCCCCAGCAUGGCGUCGCAGCCUCAGCAGGAGUACCGCAAGUGCGCGUACGGUCAAGCGGCGAUGAGCGCUUUGUCGCCCAUGCCCAUGCAGACCUUGCCGGAGAGCAAGCCCGCCUUCGGGCCCGGCAUGGGUCCGUACGGCCACGGGUCGGUACAACUGCCGGGGCUCCUCAAGGAGCUGCUGACGUCGGACGCGGACCAGCACGGAGACCUCUUGCCCUCGGUGGACACGGCGGUGUCGCAGUCCGGCGGGGGCCGCAUGCUGCCGCCGUACGGCGGCGGCCAGCACGUGGCCAAACUGAUGGCGGCGGGGAACGGUCACCCCCACGGCCUGUCCCACGCUCAUCCGCACGCCUCGCCGGCCAUGAACGGCCGUCUGCUCAUGUCCCUCAACCACGGCGGCAGCUCGGCGCGUCCGCCUUCGGCCAAGAACCAGAUGCAGAUGGCGUACGGGCUCUCGGGCCACCUGGGCGGCGGCGGCGGCCUCGGCGGCGUGCCCGGCGGAUUCUGCCCGCUCAACACCAACGGAUACGGACGGCUGGGCCUGGCGCCGCCCCCCCACCUGGAGAAGCUGCCGAGCGACCUGGACGACAUGUCCAUCGAGAAGUUUGAGAUCGACAUGGAGACCGUCCUCCACGACACUCUGAUGGACGGCGACUCGCUGGACUUCAACUUUGAGCCGAUGGUGACCCAGCAAGGCUUCCCCCAUGGGGUGAAGACCACCACGCACAGCUGGGUGUCUGGCUAGGCGCUGGGCUAGCGCAAAUAUAAAACGAAACAAAAAAACAGUACAAUCAACCUGACUGAUUUUUGCUGUUUGGUCAAAAGUUUCUUCUUCAACAUUCCUGUUUGAAAACUACUUUAAUCGAUCACUUGAAAGAUAAAAGUGCCAGCCAGGUUUUGAUCGACUGGAAUUGUUCAUCUUUCCAAACGAAGUGCCAAAUUUGCCUUAACGAAGGAGCGUUUACGCCACACCACCCUCGCUUGGGGGGGUCUGUUGAAUUAUCCAGGAAGGUUGAAUCAAAGGCAACUGGACUCGAUGGUUUUCGAAAAGGCUUCUUCAGUUGUACGCGUCCGGUAGACUUCUCCGACCUCCCCGUAGUGAACUAGAGCCGUCCUUCGUUCCGGAACUGGUCUAGCGGGGGCACAACUGACUGCCAACCAGAUUCGUUUCCAAGGUGGUCCCGACUAAUUUGGUCCGCCUAAGACUUCAGUUCUACGUGUCUGCUCGACAGAUUCGAUUCUCUGGUGGUGCCUGGACGUUGUUACGUCGUCCUCGGUUCCAAAACGUGCCUCGCGGCGUUCCGCCUGGCUGCGAACCGAAAUGGUUUUGUAAGGGUGGACUUGAAUAGUUUCGUUUUCGUUUCCUCCGACUUGAGUUCCAAGUCUCUGUUUGUCCACCUGACUGCCAACAUUUUCAAGGUUGUGUUUACGAGUUCGUUCUCCUAACCGGUGUCCGCGGUCCACUGCUCUAGCCUUGUGGUGGCCCGAAAGGGCUUGACGUCUCUCUUCAAAGUCACCGACCCCCAGUUGCCUUCCAUCCCACCUUCCUCGGACCAUGAAUUUUUUUUUUUUACCGUGAAUGCCUGACAGCCAACACACCCAACGAUCAUCAGCAUAAAGAAGCUGCCUUUCCGCAAUUUUGCGGCCAACCGGCAAAGGUUGCUGGGGAUCCCUCUCUUUGCGUCUCGAGAAGACGCAUUGUACAAUCAGGUCUUACGUGUGUGUGUGUGUGUGUGUGUGUGUGUGUGUGUUUGUACUGUCUAAAGAGACUAUGUCGCGUUUACACAACAGAAGCAAAAAUCCCAAUUUGGUUCCAAGAGAAAACUGGAUGCUUUUUUGAAAAGAAAAAACAAAACAAAAAAAAAAAUGUUUGUACGUACUUGUUGAGCCGCUGCGUGCCCCCUGAGCAUCUCUCGAUCAGACCUUCUGCCUGUAAAUAGCUUAAGAUUGUAUUGACAUGACAUUGUACUUGUUUUACUAGAUUGUCGUAUAUUAUAUCGAUAUAUAUCUCAGACAUAAAUUAUUGUGUUUAAUAUAAGAUUUAUUCUUGUGCAAGACCUGCAUUGGCGACCUUCAUACCGCAGGGGGGGCUGUUGGAGUCGUUCUGUCCUGCGGGCUGGAAGGUUUUUGUUCAGAUAUAUCAAAAUAUCGAGAAAUAUAUAGAGAGAGAUGGAUAUCGCACAAGACAAGUCAGAUCUUCUCUUCAAGGAAACACGCCGCCGUGAUCUUUGACGGAGGCUCGCCUUACUCGUUCCUUCAAGAAAUCCGAGUGACUGUCAAUUGCGAGCGGUUCUCGGAGUGCUUUUGUGCCGCCGUGAAACAAGCCAGAGGUCAAGGCGCUCUCUUCUCAGCGCUCUUUUCAGAUUCCGCAACCCCCCCGCAAUCAUUUGAAAUCGGUUUUCGACGUGCGGCGUUACACGGGAGUCGGAGACGAACGGUUGCCCGUCCGGGAGAACGUCGUUCGCCGAGACUCCCGUUACAGCGAGCGGUUCGGUGCGGUUCAAUUCAUCAACAUUUCAAGGUCGCCUUUCCAACGUAGAAGUUGAGAAUCCGUUCUCCGCGUCCACAUUCCACUUCUUGGCACUUUUGCGAAACGCAUUGAACAACAUAAAAUUGGAGUCCGAGAUCGUAAUUCCGUGUGGAAACUCGCCUCUGCAUCGUACCGGAAAAUCUUGUUUGGAACCCUAAUGGAUGCAUAUAGACGGUAACACGCCUUCUUGUAUCGUUUUAAUAUACUACCUUGAUACCAAUUCCUCUUUGGACAGAGUCAUGUGGGACACAGAAAAAAAAAACGAAAGUGAAUUCGUGGACCGUCCACGCCAUUUUGUUUGAUUCCCAACUCGACUGGAAACGUUUUGCGCGACUGAACCAAAACCGUACGUACCGUUUGGUGGAAAAAACUGGCUUGAUUUUUGCUGCACAUAAAUACUGCACAUGAAGGGGGGCUGGGGGGAGUGUUUGCACCACUACGUGUUGAGUACAUCCAAGUUUAUCUUACAAACGCGUGUCCAUUUUUGCCUCGUCGUGGAGGCUUUUCUCAAAAUGGAGGCGGCCUUGAGACGAGCUUCUGGCGCCUUUGUUUUGGCUGUUUGGUUUUGUGGCAGAUGAAAUACGAACAUUUCAAAAUGUGUUUUGUUUUGGGUGUUUAUUUUUGUUGUUUUUUUUUUUUCAUUAUCUUGUGUUUUUGAUAUAAAGACGCCCUUAACGACGAAGCUGCUCUUUGGCUUUGGUGCCACAGUUGUCGCCUUUCAAACAUGGCCAAACUUGCCUUUAAUUGACAUGUUUUAUGUUUAAAAAAAAUGAUGAUGAUGAUUACAAAAAAAUUAUAUAUAUAUAUUCUGUAUAUAUUUGUGCCGGUCACUCAAAUGAAUUGUUAAUGAAUCAACAGGGUUCACACUAAAAGUUAAAAACAAAAAAAACAAUGUAAAUGAUAUUUUGACAUUGACGAUGAUUCAAUCUAUGCAUUGUAUUUCUUAAUUUUAUGUCGCUAUGGUUAUAUUUCUUUCUCUCUUUUUUUUUUUUUUUUGGACUUCAUAUGACAGAGACAUUUUAUUGUAAUAUACAUAGCGCUGUGUUGUUGUUUGUGUUGUUCCUGUUGACAUAGUUCUAUUGGGGGGGGGGGGGGGACGUUUAUUUAGAGAGUAGAUGAUGCAGUGAUUUCUAUGCUAAGCUUUUGUAAACUGACAAUGUCGUUCUUUCUUGUAUUUAGCGCGCGUUUUCACAACCCACAAAGCCAAUGACGAUAGCGUAUUUACGUUUCUAUAUUCAGACAUCACAAUGCAGAUGAACGGACGAGUCGGGAUCUUUUUUUUUUUGUCUUGUGUUAUUUUAUGCAUUGCAAAGAAACAGCUGCACUUUGAAAUCAAUUUUUUUUUUUUUUUUUUGGUUUCGUAUAAAGUGCAAAACGGCAAGAAAAGAGUCCCCAGAUAUUUUCCAAUACAACAUCUGUUACAUUUAACUUAUAUACCACAGACGUACACGGGCUGUGUCCUUUGCAAUCAACACGACUACAGUAUGUUACUUUGUUCAAUAUAAAUGUAUUCAAUCAUGAAUAAAUGUCCUUAUGUGUUGAA